AUGCCGCUGCGGCUGGCGAUCUGCCUGCUCGUCCUCUGCAGCCCCGCCGCCGCGCACGGUGGGAUCUGCUGGCUGCAGCAGGGGAAGGAGGCCAAGUGCACCAUGAUCCUGAAGACAGGAGUGACGUGGGAGGAAUGCUGUGCCAACGGCAAGGUAGAUGUGGCCUGGUCUAACUACACCUACCCAGGCAACAAGAUCAGUCUGCUGGGCUUCCUGGGGCUGGUGACCUGCCACCCCUGCAAAGAGACCUGCGAGGGGGUGGUGUGUGGCCCUGACAAGGUCUGCAAGAUGAAGCAUGGACGGCCCCAGUGUGCCUGCGCCCCGGACUGCUCCAGCCUGCCCCGCAAGCUGCAGGUCUGCGGCUCCGACGGCUACACCUACCGCGACGAGUGCGACCUGCUGACGGCCAAGUGCAGGGACCACCCCGACCUCGAAGUCAUGUACCAGGGCAAAUGCAAAAAGUCCUGCUCCAGCGUGGUGUGCCCUGGCACCCACACCUGCGUGGUGGACCAGACAGGCAGUGCCCACUGCGUGAUGUGCCGGACGGCUCCCUGCCCCGAGCCCACCAGCCUGGAUCACGCCCUGUGCGGCAACAACAACGUCACCUACCCCUCGGCGUGCCACCUCCGGCGGGCCACCUGCCACCGCGGCCGCUCCAUCGGCGUGCGCCACUACGGGAGCUGCUCGGCUGCGGCCAGAUUCUCCUCGGAGACGGACAACGAGGAAGAGAACUACGUGGUGUGA
Molecule: messenger RNA, 744 nt
Organism: Indicator indicator
Lineage: Eukaryota; Metazoa; Chordata; Aves; Piciformes; Indicatoridae
Gene: FSTL3
Product: follistatin like 3
Exons: 5
Coding region: 1-744 (247 amino acids)
Biological process (GO): multicellular organism development; regulation of BMP signaling pathway; cell differentiation
Molecular function (GO): activin binding; protein binding
Source: RefSeq, a predicted model, not a curated record